CCAGCAUAAGCUUAGCUACUUUCAAGAAGUAAACAAGCAACCCACAACCCAAUCAACAUGUUCAAGUUGGCUGUCCUCGCCGCCAUUUUGGCUGUCGCUACCGCUGCCCCUGGUGGUCUCACCGGCAUCGUCGCUGACCACGGGAUCGGCCCAAUCACGGCUCCAGUGGUUCUCAGCCACGCCGCGGCCCUGCCAGCUGCCCACGUGAUCGCCCAGCCCGUCGCUCCCAUCGUCCGUACCGCUCCCAUCGUCACCAAGUCUGUCCUGACCGCCGCUCCCCUACCCCUCCUUGCAGCUCAUGGCUUGCAUUAGAUAACAGCUGAUUCUAUCUUACCACCACCAAGUCACGACGAGACAGCCCCCCCACCACCCACUCCCUCCACCUAGAAAACACACACACGCAUACACACGCCCCUCUUAAUUCCUCGUAAAUCGUCCCCACCCGAAAAAACAACAAAAAAAUGAAGAUAUAAGAAGAAAAGAAAUUGAAGGAGCACGAAGGGAAGGAUCGAUCACAGCUCGAGGAUGGAACGAGAAGAACAGCUG
Messenger RNA from Eufriesea mexicana, 546 nucleotides. RefSeq lists its product as uncharacterized. The transcript has 2 exons. NCBI's taxonomy places the organism in Eukaryota, Metazoa, Arthropoda, Insecta, Hymenoptera, Apidae. The record is from RefSeq and is a predicted model, not a curated record. Bases 58 to 312 code for a protein of 84 amino acids.